UCUGGUCCUCAGAGCUGCUGCUUGGGCACCUCCUCCCAGUGAACUCUGGGAGCUCUGAGGUGGCUCGGCCCCCCAAGGUCCUCCCCUGGCUUCCAUUUGGGAGCUCAGUCCCAUGAGUGCCCAGCGGCUGCACCUGGUCCAGCAACAUCUGUGCCCCCGAGAGAGAGGAGGCAUGGAGGCGGUGAGCAGCCCACUGACCACCCACGUGCUGGACACGGCCUCGGGUCUGCCGGCCCGGGGCCUCUGCCUUCGCCUUUUCAGGCUGGGAGACAGUAACCAGCAAUGGACGGAGCUGAGGAAAAGUUACACCAAUGCGGAUGGCCGCUGCCCUGGACUUCUGACUCCUGAUCAAAUGAAGGCUGGAACCUACAAGCUGUUCUUUGACACAGAAGGCUACUGGAACAAGAUGGGACAGACCAGUUUCUACCCCUAUGUGGAGGUCGUUUUCAGCAUCACAAACGAGGCCCAAAAGUUCCACGUGCCCUUGCUGCUGAGUCCGUUCUCCUACACCACCUACAGAGGGAGCUAGACAGCCAAGAACCAGAGACACAAGUGAGCGGCCGACCAACUGAGGGGCUCCUUUUCCCACUCGGUCACUUCCCAGGAUGCUGCUGAGAUCAAUAAAUUGUGUGCUGGCGUCA
This is a messenger RNA of Gracilinanus agilis (Agile Gracile Mouse Opossum), 641 nucleotides long. Its product is annotated as 5-hydroxyisourate hydrolase-like. The coding region runs from base 113 to 529 and encodes 138 amino acids. The transcript is spliced from 4 exons. NCBI's taxonomy places the organism in Eukaryota, Metazoa, Chordata, Mammalia, Didelphimorphia, Didelphidae. Gene Ontology annotation, biological process: purine nucleobase metabolic process. Gene Ontology annotation, molecular function: hydroxyisourate hydrolase activity. The record is from RefSeq and is a predicted model, not a curated record.